Molecule: messenger RNA, 1523 nt
Organism: Spodoptera litura
Lineage: Eukaryota; Metazoa; Arthropoda; Insecta; Lepidoptera; Noctuidae
Product: zinc finger Y-chromosomal protein-like
Source: RefSeq, a predicted model, not a curated record
UUCAUUGUUUGUUGUUGUGCGAUUUCUAACAGGAAUCUUUUUGAAAUUUAUAACAGAAAAUAACAAAAUUAUACAAUGAAUGUAAGUGAAGAAGAAGAGGAAAUAAAAAUCGAGUAUUUUGAGUCAUUUGAAGUGGACCCAUUGUGCGAAAACAUUACGAAAUGCGGCACAAAAGUUACGAUACCAUCAAAUAAUCCUGAUGAAAAUAUAAAUCAACAAGAAAUGAUAAAUCUUAAGAACGAUUGCAGGGAAAAACAUAAUUGUGAACAACAUGUAAAUAAUGAAAAUAUUUUCCCUGUGGGCACCGAGACAUGGUACAAGAACAUAGAUAGCCAAGGACGAUACCUCUGUAAAUUCUGUGAUAAUACUUAUUCAACGAUCCAAACUGUCCGACACCAUGUCAAGACUAAGCAUAGUGAUAAAUGGAACGAAAUGAAAAGUAUCAGGAUAAUUAAACUAAGAACAUCUAAACUAAAAUGCCACAUAUGCAAGUAUCUAUUUAAAAGCACCGUUACAUUACAAGAUCAUAUAAAAUCUCAUGGUGUUGAAAACAUAAAAAAAUCUUGCUUCAUAUGUCAUGCAACAUUCAUCAACGAUACAGAAAUUUUAACUCAUUUGGUCAACGAACAUGAAUCUGUUAAACGGAGACUACAUUGCUGUAGCAUAUGCGGUUAUUCUACUCCUAAGCUGUCUCAUUUUAAGCAACAUGAGAAGACACAUUUAUGUACUAAUCAAAUAAAGUGUUCUAAAUGUGAUUAUUCUACAUACCACACCUCAAAUAUGAAGAUACAUGAGCGUAUUCACUUUAACUAUAAACCAUAUAUGUGUAUGUUUCCGGAUUGUGGGUACCGAUGUGCAACGAAGUCUGGGCUGUCCAGUCAUGAGUUGCAACAUGAGAAGGAGAGAAAGUUUAUUUAUUGUGAUAAGUGCAAUUAUAAGACUGUGUAUAAACAAAGUUUGAAAAAACAUAUUGAUAGUCAUCGGAGGAAUAGUUUGAAAUGUAAUUAGAUUAAUUUAGGAGUAUUUUAGCUAUUUUAUUUUUUGGUAGAAAUGCCGUUCUAGUUUCUUUAUUGUUGUAACGCAAGUGCGACUGCCGCGCAGGGGUCUCCGGUUUGCUUCCUUUGUGGGCCAAAAAGAAUGGUUUUUUUUUUUCAGAAUUACGUUGAUUCUCGUGGUAGCAUGGAGUCUACAAUUGUACCCGGUAAUUGCGAAUAGGCUCACCCUCUAUUACUUGGGACUUAUCAGCAUGACAUAACUGCUGAAGAAAGGCUGUUUAAUAUGGCGCUUAUCUCUUUUUAAAAAUAGAUAUUAAUUAUUAUGUUUUCGGUUUACUCACGUAACUGUUUGACGAGCAACUCGACUAGAUUCAAGCCAUGCAUAGUAUAGUAGGCUAGCUCAUAAUAGCAGGCUCAUAGUAUAGUAGCAGCGCGACAAUCGCUGUGUCGCGAAAUGUUGGUCAUAAAUAUGAGGCUCUUUUUUUUUAAGGGGGGAAAAUCAUCGAAUGGCUGCUCCCGCCUGGGUGA